Tachyglossus aculeatus (Australian echidna) is the source of this 2709-nucleotide messenger RNA. It is a transcript of the gene USP16, whose product is annotated as ubiquitin specific peptidase 16. The coding region runs from base 191 to 2620 and encodes 809 amino acids. Lineage: Eukaryota; Metazoa; Chordata; Mammalia; Monotremata; Tachyglossidae. Gene Ontology annotation, molecular function: cysteine-type deubiquitinase activity; zinc ion binding. Gene Ontology annotation, biological process: protein deubiquitination. The record is from RefSeq and is a predicted model, not a curated record. The transcript has 18 exons.
CCGCAGACGGACCCCGGAGGAGCAGGGGGCGGAGCAGGGACGAGGCGCGCCCGGAGGCGCCACAGCGAUGGACGCAACACCCGUCUCAGGGCUCGGCGUGCGGCCCCCGAGUCGGGCCUGAAGGGGGGUCUCCCAUGCCCGGCUGUGUCUGAGCCGCCCCCAGGCCCGGAGCCGGGCACGAACCUCUGCGAUGGGCAAGAAGCGGGCCAAGGGCAGGGCCGAGCUGGCCGACCACUCUCCGGAGGCGCUAGUGUCCGGCUGCAGGCACGUGCGCAAGGGGCUGGAGCAGGGGACGCUCAAGAAGGCCCUGGCGGGCCCGGCGGAGUGGGGAGCGUGCCAGGACUGCCGCGACGACAACCGCGCCCGGGACCAGGCCGCCGCCGCCGAGAAGCCCUCCGUCUGGCUGUGCCUCAAGUGCGGCCAUCAGGGCUGCGGCAGGGAGUCCAAACAGCAGCACGCGCUGAAGCAUUUUGAGGCCCCGAGGUCGGACCCCCACGCCCUGGUCCUGAGCCUGGAGGACUGGACCGUCUGGUGCUACUUAUGCGACGACGCCGUUCACUACAGCGUCUCCAAGCAGCUGGGCCAGACCGUGGAGUACGUCAGGAAACACGCCGGCCGCGGGACGCCGGGUCCAGGAAGCGCCCCGCUGCUCGCCCAAGGGGCCGAGCUGGCGAACAAGAAGCUGGAGAAGGACAGCAGGAACGAGCAGCAGAGGGAGCGGAGAGAGGGGCCGGGCGACGGGGGCGUCCCCCCCAGCCCCGGCCGCCUCGGACCCGUCCGGGGGCUCAGCAACCUGGGCAACACCUGCUUCUUCAACGCCGUCAUGCAGAACCUGUCCCAGACCCCCGUGCUCCGGGAGCUGCUCAAAGAGGUGAAGAUGUCCGGGACGAUCGUCCGCAUCGAGCCCCCCGACCUGGCGCUGACUGAGCCUCUGGAGAUUGCCUUGGAGCCCCCCGGCCCGCUGACCCUCGCCCUAAGCCAGUUCCUCGGCGAGAUGCAGGAGAACGCCAAGGGGCCCGUCACCCCCCGGGAACUCUUCGCUCAGGUCUGUAAAAAGGCCGCCCGCUUCCGGGGCUACCAGCAGCAAGACAGCCAGGAGCUGCUCCGCUAUCUACUGGACGGCAUGAGAGCCGAGGAGAGCCAGAGAGUGAGCGUCGGGAUCCUGAAAGCACUCGGCAAGUCCACCGAGAAGCCGGACGAAGAACUCCGGAGGAGAGUGAAGGAGUACGAAAAGAAGAGGUCGACGCCGAGCUUCGUGGACCGAAUAUUUGGGGGCGAAUUGACGAGCACCAUCAUGUGCGACGAGUGCCGAACGGUGUCCCUGGUUCAUGAAUCUUUCCUCGAUCUGUCUCUCCCCGUGUUAGACGACCAGAGCGGAAGGAAAAGCCCCAACGGGAAGGACGUGCCGAAGUCCGAGGAAGACCGGGACGGAGCCAGCGGAGGGGACGAGGGGGACGGGGACAGCGAGCGCUACGUCAAAGCCAGAACCGAACCCGCCGCGGGCCUCAGCAAGCACCUGCAGAAGCAGGCCAAGAAACAGGCCAAGAAACAGGCCAAGACCCAGCGCCGCCAGCAGAAAGUCCAAGGGCGAGUGCUUCACCUGGACGGCAGCCGCCGCCCGCUGCCCCCGGCCGCCCCCGAGGGGAGCGGACCCUCCACUCCGGAAGAGCCCAGCGCCGCGCCGGACGCCGCCGAGGAGGAGGAGGAGGAGGAGGAGGAGGAAGAAGCGGCGGCGGCGGCGGCCCGCCCGGAGAAAGGGGCGGAAGCGAGUUCGAACGGGCCGAGCCGGGACGAGGCCGCGGCCCCGAGCCCCGGGAGCGAAGCGGCCGAAGCGGGGGUCAGGGGAGAGGACCUGGCCGCCCGCCUGGCGGGGCUCUGCCUGGACGCCGCCCCGAGGCCCGCGGGCGGGGAGGGCGAGGCGGGCGCGGCGGGCGAGGCGGGCGCGGCGGGCGAGGCGGGCGAGGCGGGCGGCCGGGACCCGGAGGCGGCCUUCUGCACGCUGGCCGGGCGGGAGGCCGCCAUGGCCGACGAGGGCUCCGUCCGUCACUGCCUCUACCAGUUCACCCGCAACGAGAAGCUGCGGGCGGCCGACCGGCUCCUCUGCGCCGUCUGUACCCGCCGCCGCCGCCACGGAGCCGCCAAGGCCGGCGGCCCAGGCGAAAGGAAGCACGUUUACACUAACGCCAAAAAGCAGAUGCUCAUCUCCUUGGCUCCCCCCAUUCUAACGCUGCACUUGAAGAGAUUUCAACAGGCCGGGUUUGCCCUGCGCAAGGUGAACCGGCACGUCAAGUUUCCCGAAGUGAUGGACCUGGCUCCUUUCUGCACCACCAAGUGCAAGAACGUCCCCGAGGGCCACGCGCGGGUCCUGUACUCGCUGUACGGCGUCGUGGAGCACAGCGGGACCAUGCGGUCGGGACACUACACGGCCUACGCCAGGACGCGGCCCCCCGGCCGCCGCCUCGCCCACCUGGUUCUCCGGGGGGAGAUGCCGAAAGAGCCCGAGAGCGAGUCGGCCAAGGGACAGUGGUUCCACGUCAGCGACACCCACGUGCAGGCCGUGCCCACCACGCGCGUGCUCGGCUCCCAGGCCUACCUCCUCUUCUACGAACGCAUCCUGUGACGGCGGAGCCGCGGGCAUCCGGGGACGAUCCCGCCUCCGCCCGAAGGAAAACGGUUACCUUGGACCCGGGAAGCGGGCCGGAGGCGGCC